This is a messenger RNA of Cetraspora pellucida, 126 nucleotides long. NCBI's taxonomy places the organism in Eukaryota, Fungi, Glomeromycota, Glomeromycetes, Diversisporales, Gigasporaceae. The record is from the annotation of a GenBank genome assembly.
AUGCUUAACCCAGAACAUAACCAUGAACAAUCUGAAGAUCUAUCAGCUCACCCAUCCCUUCAAAGACAAGACAAGCAAGCUUUUGAACAAUUGGAUACUAUGUCAAAAGCCAGUAUUCAUCCUUAG